Molecule: messenger RNA, 1311 nt
Organism: Fusarium coffeatum
Lineage: Eukaryota; Fungi; Ascomycota; Sordariomycetes; Hypocreales; Nectriaceae
Exons: 2
Coding region: 1-1311 (436 amino acids)
Source: RefSeq, a predicted model, not a curated record
AUGUCGUCUUCCAAGCUGUUCCAGAUUCCUCGGCAUGAUCCCAUCCGUCUUCCUUAUCCUCUCGGUGAAGAUUUUGCUGCCAGUCUCCCGCACCGAUUGAAUUAUGCGAAGGGGCUUCAGAAUGAAGUCGAGAAGCUCUAUCCUGAGUUUCGCUUCCACGUCGAACAUCAUGCCCUGUGUCUGAUUGCAACCUCGAGGCAUUUUCCGAAAGGUGGUGCACUAUCACUCGGACUGCCCGAAUCAAUCCUGAAACGACUAUUGGAGGGGGUCUCCCCAUUUGCCAAGCAUUACAUGCUUCACUCUAGCCCUCUCAACAAGGCGGACUUCCAGGCUACUUGGGGACACGCCUUUUAUCGAGCGCCCAUCGAGCGCCCUGAGUUGACUGAUGAAUACGUCCAGGAAGCGACCUUCGAGGAACUUAAGCAAUCGAUGUACUACGAACAACGGUACCAGACCUCGCCAGGGCUCAAAAGCCUCUCUACGCACAACGAUUACGAGGACAACGAGUGUCGUCAUCGCGACGGAAAUGUCUGUCAAAUAUCGAAUUGGGAAGAGGAGACCACUGACCCCUACAUUUUCUCCUUUAUUCCGCCCGGAUGGAACAACACCGUGGACAACAGUAACGCCACGGGCAAUCUAUCACCAUCAGGUCGGAUCUUAACCGACGUCGACCUUUUGGAUAAUGUCGUCAGCCCCAAUGCGCUUGGCAUGACUCAUAAAGCAUGGAAUAUGAUUUGCGUUCACGCCGAUCUGUUUCGAGUCCUCUCAGACGGCUGGUGCGCGUUGAAGUAUGAGAAGACCGAGCCACGCAACGACAAGAAAGUCGAUGUGGUUUGUCGAUUUUACUGGAUGCCUCAGCUGGAACCACGAUUCAACAAAAUGGCCAAUGGCACCGCCGAGGUGUACGCUCUCUUAGAAGAGUUCAAUCUAUUUUUUGAAGCCAAAUGUCCCCCGCCACCUGUCUAUCCCAGCGACUCUGAAGUAUCACCUGACUCUGGCGAUGUUGUCAAGCUGAAGAGAGAAGAAGCAGAUGUGCCAAAGACUAUAGCUGCCAUCAAGGUACACUGGAAUUGUGUCCUAUAUACAGCUCUCUGUGGCGGUGCUGGGCGCUCUCAAUUCCUGACUGGCAUGGAUCAGCGCGAUGGAUCUGUGAAGGCCUGGGAUAAGGAGUUCAUGGCGGUGAGAGACCAGGUCGAAAGAAACCACAGGGUGGAAGAUAUGACCUGGAAACGGCCGGGUCGGUCAGAGUAUGGUACCGAGUCGACAGGUAGGACAACCGAAAGCGAGGCCGAUUUCGCGCGAGGUGCCUAG